This is a messenger RNA of Hipposideros armiger (great roundleaf bat), 2049 nucleotides long. It is a transcript of the gene IL18RAP, whose product is annotated as interleukin 18 receptor accessory protein. NCBI's taxonomy places the organism in Eukaryota, Metazoa, Chordata, Mammalia, Chiroptera, Hipposideridae. The record is from RefSeq and is a predicted model, not a curated record. The transcript has 10 exons. Bases 1 to 1647 code for a protein of 548 amino acids. Gene Ontology annotation, molecular function: interleukin-18 receptor activity. Gene Ontology annotation, biological process: interleukin-18-mediated signaling pathway.
AUGCUCUGUUUGGGAUGGAUAUUUCUCUGGCUUGUUGCAGGAGAGAGAAUUAAAGGAUUUAAUAUUUCAGAUUGCUCCACCAAAAAAAUUAUUUGGACAUAUUCUGCAAGGAGUGAGGAGGAGUUUAUCUUACUUUGUGAAUUACCAAAGCCACAGAAAUCCCAUUUCUAUGACAGAAAUCAACACUCACCAACCCAAGGUCCUGCAUACCUGCCCUGCAGUGAUAGUAACGACGUAUCUGACGUUCAGUGGUAUCUGCAACCUCAAAAUGGGGAUACAUUAAGGGAAAUUACUAAAAACUAUUCUCACAUCAUUCUGGACAAAAAUACCCUACGUUUUUUGACCAUGGAGAUGAACAAUGCUGGGUCCUAUAUUUGUAGACCCAGGAUUAGGAGACCCCAGGAUGAGGCCUGUUGUGUUAAGAUGGUCUUAGAAGUUAAGCCCAAGACAAACAUAUCCUGUGUGAAUCCUGUGCCACAUAAGAAAUACCUUCUUUUGGGUAGCACUGACUCCAUUUAUUGUCCCAGUCUCAGCUGCCAAAGUGAUGGACAGAGUCUAGAGAUGACCUGGUACCAGGCCUGUCGCUUCUCCUUCUCAUUUCCUUUUGGCCUAGUUCUCAUAGUGACUGGCACUUGUUGGCAUUCUGUGAGCCUAGCGACACGGAGAACUGUGAAAGACACUACUCUGAAACCAGACAUUCUGGAUCCCAUCAAGGACACAUUGGAAGUACAACUUGGAAAGCCUUUGACUCUUCAUUGCAAAGCACGAUUUGGGUUUGAAAAGAACUUUAGACCUGUGAUAAAAUGGUACAGCAAAGAUUCUAACCAGCAGUUGGAAAUCCCAAACACGCAGAAGGAAUGUGUUAAAUCCACCCCUCAGGAUGAAGUCAUUGAUUGUGUCCUCCGCUUCGAAAAAGUCACUCAGAGUGAUCUCCUCAAGACAUUCAUUUGCUUUGCCCAGAACUCCAUCGGGAACACUACCCAGUCCAUCCAACUGAAGGAAAAGAAAGGAGUGGUGUUCCUGUACAUCCUGCUUGGCACCGUCAUGGCACUGGCAGGAGCACUGACCACAAGUGCUCUCGUCUACAUGAACUGGAUUGAGAUAGUGCUGCUGUACCGAACCUACAAGAGGAAGGAUGAGACGCUCGGGGACAAAAAGGAAUUCGAUGCCUUCAUCUCCUAUGCGAAAUGGAGCUCUUUUGACAGUGAGGCCAGUUCAUCUCUGAGUGAGGCAACCUUUGCCCUGAAUCUAUUCCCUGAAGUUUUGGAAAACAAAUAUGGAUAUACCUUGUGUUUGUUUGAAAGAGAUGUGGCCCCAGGAGGAGUGUAUGCAGAAGACAUUGUAAGCAUUAUUAAGAAAAGCAGAAGAGGAAUAUUUAUCUUGAGCCCCAACUAUGUCAAUGGACCCAGUGUCUUUGAACUACAAGCAGCAGUGAAUCUUGCCUUGGAUGAUCAAACACUGAAACUCAUUUUAAUUAAGUUCUGUCCCUUCCAAGAGCCAGAGUCUCUACCUCAUCUUGUGAAAAAGGCUCUCCGGGUUUUGCCCACAGUGACUUGGAGAGGUUUAAAAUCAGUGCCUUCCAAUUCCAGGUUCUGGACUCAAAUGCGCUACCACAUGCCUGUGAAAAACUCUAAAGGAUCCACGUGAAGCCAUCUCAGAAUUAUCCCAAGAAGUUUUUCACUGGAAAGGACUCCAUAAAACAGAAACCACUGGGAGGAGCUCCCAGCUCAGGGAAUGGUGAAAUGGGCCCUGAACCACCUCCCCUCCAGCCCUUGGCGAGUGGGGAUGGUGAUGGACUGAACACACAGCAUGGACCGGGCUGAUAUAAAAUGGAGGGUGGCCUGCCAGCUCUGAGCAAGCUUGACAGGCACCGGUAUGACCGAAGCUGUGGUCAGAGCCUCUGAUUUCUUGGACUGGACAGAGGGAGAGUAAAUUCUCCAGAUACCAGCUCACAUUCAGCACACAGCACCCCGAAGAUUUUCCUAGCAGUAUGAGCAGAAUCAGUAGGUCUGGCCACUUUUGUUUUGUGGCUAUGGACUGUCAUGUCUA